AUGGCCACGACUUUGACUCAGUCGUCCCACAACCCAUUUCGCUCGCCAAAUAAUGUUUCACCAAACUUGACCGGUUCUCUCAACAGCAGUUCAGCCCAGCCGACGAACAAUAAUCAAUCGGGCUCAGGACAAACUGGGUCGGCCAGCUCUGCUGCGCCUACAGCUCCGGAAACCAACUCAGAAUCGACACAAAUGACCUCGACAGCCUCCAACGUUCCACACAGGACAUUGCCGGUGGAGGAUGAGGAACUUCCUCCGGCGUAUACCCCAGCUCCUGACGUGCAGCAGGGCGAAAGCACUCUCGAAUAUGGUCCUUCCAGACCCCACCAACGUCCUCCUCCGCGACCUGCACCUGCACCCAUUCCUGUACCGACACCUCCUGCUUCCACGCAUCCUGUCUCCCCGCACUCAACAGGUAGCAGCACGCAACGAUUAGGCUCAUUGUGGGAUCAACUGACAGGGCAACUACAAGAAUUCGCCAAUAUCGCAAACGACCGCGUCGGGCGAAUGAGUUCGCCUCAUCGCUAUGGAAGCAGUUAUCCAACCCCUGGAGGUUGGUCGUCUUAUCCCGGUGCCCAUGCCCAAGCUUCACCGUAUUCUUCACCCCAAGGGCCUCCUCCGUUUCCACCGCGGGCCGCGGGUGGUGCUGGUAGGCCCGCGCCCCCUCCGCAGCAUCCUGCAUCGCAUGGACACUCGCAGUCGGCUUCGAAUUUGUCACAGCCUCGACGGGAGGCUGAGAACAGGCGUGCAUCGUCCGACUUUGUGCGGGAUUUCUACGCUGCUGGGGAUUCGGUCCCUCCAGAGUUGAUGUCGUCCGGCGAGAAUCGUGGAGCGGGGCCUAGUUCUAAUCCUAAUGUGCCAGGAAAGCCUACUACGGAGCCUACCCCGGGUCAUCCUUUACUCAGGGAUGGAAAGCUUCUUGUGUAUCCUAAAGGAUAUGAAUGCGAAAAAUGUCAUAACAUUGGGUACAAACUCCCAUCGAUGAAGCCUUGUAAACGGUGUUGGCCCAAGUACGGGAAACCGUUUUCGGGUCCACUUGCUUACUCGUUUGGGGAUCCCAACGCGUCGAAUGCGACGAACUUCCAACGGCCUCUUCCUCCAAGACAACGGCCACCGCCUCCUCCACGCCCCUCGUAUGGCAGCUCGAGUUUCCCUUCGUCAGUCUUCCGAGCACCGCUCGUUUCGCCCUCGUAUCGUCCGCAAACUGUUGUGAUUCCGGGACAUGGACAUGGAUAUCCUCAUGCGGCGGCUCCUGGACGACCACCUGCAGGCUCGGUCGUGUAUAAUGCUGGCGACCCACGUAUUGGAGGGAAUCGCUGCUGGAGGUGUCAUGGAAGUGGGACGAUUAGUUUGUUGAUCAUAGAUCGAGAACAGUGUCCGGUAUGUGGUGGGAUUGGAAGGACAUUUACAUAG
Coprinopsis cinerea okayama7#130 is the source of this 1413-nucleotide messenger RNA. RefSeq lists its product as hypothetical. Lineage: Eukaryota; Fungi; Basidiomycota; Agaricomycetes; Agaricales; Psathyrellaceae. The coding region runs from base 1 to 1413 and encodes 470 amino acids. The record is from RefSeq and is a predicted model, not a curated record. Gene Ontology annotation, cellular component: cytoplasm. The transcript is spliced from 2 exons.